AUGGCUGCUUUGCCUUUCUUCGCUUCGCUGCUGACGUGGCCCCUGGUGCUCAGAGCAUCGAGCUCUGUGAGCCCAUGCGACGAGAGAUAUGCCGACUGGCUCACUGAUAGAGAGCAGUUCGAGCGCAUGGAUGAGCCUCGCUAUCUUCAGGGCUUGCACGUGCUGUGCCUCUGGCGCGAGAAGGAGGAUGGCCCAGUGUUCCUUGAAGCACAGCUAAAUGGCAUCAGAGAGGAGAACCCGUUUCUCUCCGAGCUCCCUCCAGACGUCAUCGAUGCUGACUGGGGAGCCUUCCGGAAGCACCUGCAAUAUCUGCUUCACUUCACGAAGGCCACCAACGAGUGGGGGAACUUCCACCUGAAGCAGCCCUUCGGCCUCUUCGAGCCGGGCGGGCGUCGACUCGCCUCGACCGCAGAAGUUCUGGAUGCCCAGCUUGUGCUCCUCUUCGAAGGCGGGCAAUGGUUUUGGCCUCCAGUGCGAGUCGGCUACGUGCGAGCGCUUCCCGGCACGACCUACGAGCUGAAGACGGUCUCCGUCCAGCCCGUGGUCUUCCUGGUGCGCGGCUUCCUGCGGGAGGAGGAAUGCCAGACCAUCAUUGCCAUGGGAGAGGCCAACAUGUCGGAGUCGCCCAUCGUGCCCAUGGACACGCACCACCGGGACAAGGCCACCAAAGAGUUUCGGACCAGCACCCAAGCACGCUUGGAGAGCAGUGAAAGCCCGCUGCUCACCGAGUUGGACCAUCGCAUCAGCAACCUGACGCGUGUGCCAGUGCACCACAACGAGGAGGUCCAGAUCUUGAGAUACCGGCUGGGUGAGUUCUACGCCGCCCACACCGACAAUUUCGACCCCCAGUACUAUCAGAACAGUGUCGAUUACAUCGACAAGGGGCACCGAAAUCGCCUGCUUACCGUCUUCUGGUACCUGACCAACGUCAGUCAGGGUGGACAGACGCUCUUUCCGCGGGCACACGCUCUGCCACAGCCAGAGGACAUGCACAGCUGUGAGAAGGGCCUCAAAGUUCAGCCGGAGAUCGGCGCCGUCUUGCUUUGGUAUUCCCUGCGGCCCAACGGAAACUCCGAUCCGAAUAGCCUCCACGCCUCCUGCCCAGUGCAAGAGGGCAUGAAAUGGUCUGCCAAUUACUGGGUCUGGAACAAGCCGCGCGACGUUCAAGUCGCUCUGCCAGACGCAGACUAUGAUGAUGAGUACGGUGCGCUCGACUUGAUUGAGCGCCAUUUUGGGAUCGUGAGGAUCCAGGGACAGUGCCUUCACCCGACUACCAACAUACUAGAUUGCAAGCUCACAGGAGAGAAAGAGGUUCCGGAGGGAGCCGAGGCGAAUGAUGACAUGACAUCCAAGAUAUGUGAGUCCUCGGUGGCGGAAAGCGACGCUGUGCCUCAAAACAAUGUCAGCGCCACCUUUGAAAACCGGCACGAGCACCCCGUCCGGUCCUCCGCUCGCAUCCGCUCGCAUCCGCUCGCCCUGUCGGCGACAAUGAAGCUGGGCUCCAUUCGCCUCCUCUUGGCGUGGGCCUUCAUUUUUUGGACCUCCGGGUCCUUCAAACUCGUCGAGUCCCCCCUGGCAAUGACCAAUUCCACGAACGAAACCGCGAAUCGCAUUGUGGAGGAGGUUGUUGCCCAGAGGCUGCAUGCAGACAUGGAGGAGAUCAGCAGCAUUGACAACCCUGCCUCGGAGAACCAGAGUGGUUCCAACGAGAGCACAGCCAUGCAAGGCCCUGGUGAAUUGGCCAGAAACCUGGAGUUCCUGCUGAUCAAAGUCGCACAGCUGGAGGCAGUAGCCGAGAUGCAGCAGGCCAAGCUGAACGAGCAGACAAAGAAGAUCGUGUCGCAAGAAGACAGGAUCCAGUCCCUGGAGAAGAAGGUGAACGGCGAAGGUCAGAAAAGCGCCGGGGCUUUCGUCGAAACGGAGCACAAAGAUGCACAAACACUGUUGAACGAGGCAACCGAUGUCUUGAAGAACGUGAUGCUCAAGCACAACAGACAGCGCCAGAAGGGAAUGUUGCAUGAACGACACCGAAGCGGAUUGAAGGGCUCCGGGUCUGAAAAGGAAGCCGAGGAGUCUGCGAGGUUUAAUCCGCUCGAUUUGGUCCCAAAAAAGGUCCGAAAACACAUAACAAGCCCUUUCGACAAGUUGGUCGACGGCUUCCAGGCCGCCGCAGACAAGGCGCACUGGCUCGCGACGAAUACGGUCGACACCCUUGCGCUCGCCGUCAACAUUCUCAGCCGUGGCUUCACGGACUUUCGUGCCGACUGCGACGGCAGCAAUUUACCCAGUUUCAGUUAUUUUGAUCAGCGCGGCCUGCGAAUCAACUUCGGCAACCUGCGAUGCGAAAUUACGUUGAUGGGGCAGACGACGCCGCUGUUCGGUUUUGACUUCGGGUGGAAACAUAUCCCUUUGCCCAGUCCAACGCAACUACUUGGUGGCAACAUCGAGGGUCUCUUACCGGGACAGUUGCAGCAGAUUGUCAGUGGUGACAUCUUGGGGCUCAUGCCUGGCCCGCUGAAGCUUCUUGGGGCUUUCGACUGCGCCGGGCAAGCUGACGUGGUGCAGUGUCUCGGCUUCAAGAUCAUCUCAGACAUCGCUCCCUUGAACUUCUUGACGCGCCUGGGGGACAUUUUCAAAGAGUUCAUCGAGUCCUUCGCCAAGCUGGCCUCCAAGUUGGUGGCUCAGGCGAUGAAGGGCGGCCAAUCCCUGCUGCAGACGGCGGCCACCACGGAGUUCCCCUCUGUCGGCAAAGAUGCGGUGGUGCAUCACAGAGGACCCAACCUCGUCAUUACGAAGCACUCGCAGAAGAUGCCAGGCAAACAUGCCGAGUUGUUGCAGAAGAUGGCCAACCUGGAGGAGCCCAAACCCCCGGCUGCAGUGAAGUGGAGCUUUGAAGACUACGGCCCUGAGACCCAGGCGCUGGUCACCCAGCUCCUCGUCUCAUUUCCAUUGGGAGCUAGGUUCAACGGCAGGGAGACCAGCACGGGAUCCUGCCUGGCAUUCGCACCCAGGAGCAAGACAGGCAGCAACAACCAGGCGACUGAGGCGGAUUGGCAGGCACAGGCCAAGGACGACUUCGUACAGCUCGAGCCUUGGGCAGUGCCUUGUGGCAACCAGUGGAUGAAGGACCAUUGGGACAAGUGGCAGGGGUAUUCCUUUUAUUCGGUGGACACUUCAAUUGAGAAAUGCCUGACGGUGACGUUCGCAUUGAACAUGCAGCCCGUGGCCGCCUUCGUGGGUGGCAUCGAAUUUGACUUGCUGCCCGGACCGUUGGCGGAAAUCGAUACCCAAGUCUGCUGGCCCCGGCAUCAGCCGGGUGGGUUGGAUCUGAGCGUCUUGCGGUCUGUGAUCAGGUCCAAUGGCGUCCUCCUCUUUAGCCGGACUCUUCGCCUGUCCAAGAGGUUUGGCAACGACACGCACUUCGUGACGGAGAACGUCCACGGAGGCCACCAGACAUCGCGAAGUUUCUUCGGCACAUCAGCAACCGAUGAGGAAAGCGGAACCGGCAUGGCAUCCAUGAAGAGAUCGUCGCUGCUGGAGAGCAACCAGAGCCGGGCACAGGCGAAGGCUCGGUUGCAGGAGUCUCUGCGCUGGGAGACGGACGAGGAGGAUCUGUACUUGGCUUCGGUCAAAUACGGCGAGGACAUGGGCGACAUGGGCAUGAACAAGACAUCCGAAAUUCGAGGGUCCUCAGCCAGAAAGCGGCUCUCUUCUUCAGUCCACGUCUCAGAACAAGUGCACCUCCGACAGCUUCAAGCUUUUUGA
Symbiodinium necroappetens is the source of this 3765-nucleotide messenger RNA. The record is from the annotation of a GenBank genome assembly. NCBI's taxonomy places the organism in Eukaryota, Dinophyceae, Suessiales, Symbiodiniaceae.